AUGGGGGCCUCAGCGAAAACAGUCGAGGAGAAAGGCGAGUCGUCAACAUCUGCCGCUAAGCAGGCGCUCACCGCUACGACGAGCAGUUCAGCUACCUACGAGCUCCCUUGGGUGGAGAAAUACCGACCAGUUUUCCUCGACGAUGUAGUCGGCAAUACAGAGACGAUCGAGCGACUGAAGAUCAUAGCAAAAGAUGGCAACAUGCCGCACGUUAUCAUCUCUGGCAUGCCAGGUAUUGGCAAGACUACCAGUGUAUUGUGUCUGGCUCGACAACUGUUGGGAGACGCAUACAAGGAAGCUGUAUUAGAGUUGAAUGCUAGUGAUGAACGCGGCAUCGACGUCGUGCGCAACAGAAUCAAGGGCUUUGCGCAAAAGAAAGUUACUCUUCCGCCUGGGCGCCACAAGCUAGUAAUUCUCGACGAAGCCGACAGCAUGACAUCAGGUGCACAGCAGGCCCUUCGCCGUACAAUGGAGAUCUAUUCGAACACGACCCGCUUCGCCUUCGCCUGUAACCAGUCGAACAAGAUCAUUGAGCCGCUACAGUCGCGCUGCGCUAUCUUAAGAUACGGACGGCUGACUGACGCGCAAGUGGUGAAGCGACUAUUGCAAAUCAUCGAGGCUGAGAAAGUCGAGUACAACGACGAGGGAAUGGCAGCCUUGGUGUUCAGCGCAGAGGGUGAUAUGCGACAGGCCAUCAAUAAUUUGCAGAGUACGCACACCGGCUUUGGCUUUGUAAGCGGCGACAAUGUAUUCAAGGUCGUCGACUCGCCGCAUCCUAUCAAGGUACAGGCGAUGCUUAAGGCGUGCCACGAGGGCAAUAUUGAAAGCGCCCUCGAUACUCUGAAGGACCUAUGGGACCUUGGAUACUCAUGCCACGACAUCAUAAGCACAAUGUUCAAGGUCACUAAGACUAUCCCUACAUUGAGUGAGCAUUCCAAACUCGAGUUUAUUCGAGAGAUAGGCUUUACACACAUGAAGAUCCUCGAGGGCGUGCAGACGUUACUUCAGCUCAGUGGGUGUGUCGCCAGAUUAUGCAAGAUCAACAUGGAUCCCAAGAAGUUCGAGACUAAAUUGAAAUAA
Molecule: messenger RNA, 1080 nt
Organism: Xylaria bambusicola
Lineage: Eukaryota; Fungi; Ascomycota; Sordariomycetes; Xylariales; Xylariaceae
Product: replication factor C subunit 4
Exons: 3
Coding region: 1-1080 (359 amino acids)
Biological process (GO): DNA-templated DNA replication; DNA repair
Cellular component (GO): DNA replication factor C complex; Ctf18 RFC-like complex; nucleus
Molecular function (GO): ATP hydrolysis activity; DNA binding; ATP binding
Source: RefSeq, a predicted model, not a curated record